CCGAAGUAAACAAUUGCGCGCUUUUUGCUUUUAUUUUAUUUUCAUUUAACUUUUGCUUAGGUUGCAUUUUUCAAUUUUCUUCACGUUCUCCUUAUUAUUUAAUUUAUUUUUGUAACCGUGUUAAUAUUUUUUAAAAUAAUAAUUGACAAAUAAACUGAGGCAAAUGAAAUAAAAUUAAAAUGGGGGUAAAAGAAAUUGAUAAUUCAACAACUUUUGAUUGGGUUGGUGGGCAAGUAUCAGGCAUUCAAGUUCCCCAUUUGGAGCAUAAGCAAGUUUACUUUUACAAAAAAUGUGUUUUUGGUCCAAUGAGUAUUUGCAUUGGUGACUACGUUCUUGUAUCAAACGCCGAUGCUGCUGAACCAGACACUGAUGCUGGUUGUGACAUUGCAAAGAUUCUCUACUUAUAUGAACUCUGCGAUCCAUAUUCAAAAAAAGAUCCUUUCAGAGCUGUGGUCCAAUGGUAUUCCAGACCUGAAUGUAUUCCUAUAAAGAAUUUUGAUCGUGACGAUUUGUGUAUUGAUUUUAACAUUGAAGUCAUUGAAGAGCAUCGUCCAUACGAUCCAGAUAUAUCAAUCGAAACCAUAUUUCGCAGGUGCUAUGUGGUCACGGGUAGCUCUCAAGAUUCGGCAUCGGGAUUAAUACUUAAAAAGAAAAUCAAAAACUGUCCGAUGUUUGUUUGUCGAUAUAAAUUUAUUAAGCUCAAAAAUCAGUCCUAUACGCUGGUGCCAUUGGAAUACCAAAAAGAAGAAACUUCCAGGAGACGAUCGGUGAGCAAAAGCACUAGCGAAAGCGCAUCACGUCGACGAUCGACUACUAGGACUACAUCAAGUGCCAAGAAACAGCGCAUACAGGACGUAGAAUUUGUCGAUGUUGAUCGCAUGGAUGAGAACAGAGUAUCACCGAUUAAAAUAAUCGGCGGCAAUAGCGUUGUCAAACUUUCGUCUAAGAAAAUGACUUCGUCCACUAAUAAGGAAAUCAAUGCCAACUAUUUGAGUUCACCGCUCACUGAGAAAAAUCAUUCUCCAAAAACACCAACACAUGCUAAGGCCUUGGCAGCUAGAAGGAAUUUAAACAUCAGCCUUGACAAUGCUGCGGGUAAUACAACCAUGGAUUCGGAUAUAAUGAAUUACUCCAUUAUCAAAAGCACCCCGGAAAAUACUCCACAAAAUUUGAAAAUAAAACUGCGACUAUCCGAAAGUCAAAAGGGCCCAAAUGUUGUCACACGACGUUCUUCUAUGCGAAAUUCAAUUGACGAGCAAAUCGAAGACCUUACUACAAUAAAUUCAAUACAAAAAGAUAGAAAGCGAACAGCUACAAAAGAUGUUUCCUAUAUAGAUAUUUAUCAUACACCUUCAAAAAAAACCAAAGACCCUGACGAUCCGGCGCUGUCCAACAGGAGAAAAAGUAUUCUAAAAUCAGCCAGCAGCCGUGUUGCUGCUGAAGGUACUCCCAAGCGAAAUAUUCAACUCUCGAAUAUUGUUGAGAGGAGAAUUUUCAAAAAUGAUGAAGCUCUUCUCUUGACCCCCAAAAGAAGUCGAUCGCGUAAGUCGAAAGACGGCAAUCAAUCCGAUGAAGAAUACUCAGCACCAAAAACACCAACACGCAAGAGCCCAGCUAGUAAACAUACAUCACCUGAAGCUAGUCAAAUGACACCUUCACAAAAACUUAAACUAAUGCGUUCGGGCAGCUUAAAACCAACUAUCGACAGUCGGGAGGCAUCGAAGAGCGAUCGUCGCAAAUCUGAUUUACAAAUAGCUCGCGAACGUUUGCACGUAUCAGUGGUGCCGAAGAGCCUACCAUGUCGUGAAACAGAAUUCCUCAAUAUCUACACAUUUCUCCAGGGAAAAAUUCAAGAUCAAUGUGGUGGUUGUAUGUAUGUUUCCGGAGUUCCUGGGACUGGUAAAACUGCCACAGUGACAGGAGUUAUUCGAGAGUUGCAACGCUUUAGUGCUGAAGAUAAAUUGCCUGACUUUGAGUUCAUCGAAAUCAAUGGAAUGAGGCUAACAGAACCUCGGCAGGCGUAUGUCCAAAUAUAUCGACAAUUGACUGGAAAAACUGUCUCUUGGGAACAUGCUCACUCAUUGCUAGAAAAGAGAUUCACUACUCCAGCACCUCGGCGGACAACCACAGUGCUUUUAGUUGAUGAAUUAGAUAUAUUGUGUAAUCGGCGCCAAGAUGUUGUGUACAACUUAUUGGACUGGCCAACGAAGUCAGCUGCUCGCUUGGUUGUUGUAACCAUUGCCAAUACUAUGGAUCUUCCUGAAAGGCUUCUAAUGGGCAAAGUUACAUCUCGUCUUGGUCUCACCCGACUUACCUUCCAACCAUAUACCCACAAACAGCUUCAGGAAAUUGUUAUUGGACGGCUGGGAGGUUCAGAAGCAUUCAAAGGUGAUGCUGUGCAGCUGGUUGCACGAAAAGUCGCCGCUGUAUCUGGUGAUGCUCGUCGAGCCCUUGACAUUUGUCGAAGGGCAACUGAAAUUGCAGAUGCACAGCCAACAGAACCUAAAAUCGUGAAUAUGUUACACGUACAACAGGCCUUAAGUGAAAUGAUAUCAAGUGCAAAAGUGUUGGCUAUUAAAAAAUGUUCCAGACUUGAACAAAUUUUCCUCCAAGCUGUUGUAGCAGAGGUUACUCGAACUGGAGUCGAAGAGACAAAUUUUAUGGGAGUUUAUUCACAAAUCGAAACCAUUUCUGCUUUUAUGGGUGCUCCAAUUCCUACUCCAGGACUUGCUUUAAGGAUCUGUUCAAAAUUAGGAGCUGAAAGACUCAUAAUCUGUGAACAUUCAAGGACUGACAUUUUUCAAAAAAUCUUACUCAAUGUUAGUAUGGAUGACAUCCAUUACGCACUCAGAGUUGACUCUAAUUAAAUUAUUUUUAUACUAGAUUUAAGUUUUUCCUACAAUUAUUGACAAACAAAAACAAAAUAUUUCCUGACUUAUUCAAACCCCACAUCAGUUAAGUUUUAUGUUUAAAUUAAAAAACAAAAAUGUUAUAUUUAUAAUUUUGUAAUAUUUAAAUAAUUUUAUGUAACAAAUAAAAGUACAAAUUCGUCAUCGAAACAUUUAAAUAAAAGAGUAAUAUCGAAAAACACUCGUACAAUACUUUUGGUGAAAAUACUGUGAAAAUAAAUAAAUGAUGUCGAAAACCUACCAUUAAAAUCAAAUAAACACAUGUUGUUAAUAAUUUAA
This is a messenger RNA of Eupeodes corollae, 3188 nucleotides long. It is a transcript of the gene Orc1, whose product is annotated as origin recognition complex subunit 1. The record is from RefSeq and is a predicted model, not a curated record. The coding region runs from base 180 to 2867 and encodes 895 amino acids. Gene Ontology annotation, cellular component: nuclear origin of replication recognition complex. Lineage: Eukaryota; Metazoa; Arthropoda; Insecta; Diptera; Syrphidae. Gene Ontology annotation, molecular function: chromatin binding; ATP hydrolysis activity; DNA replication origin binding. The transcript is spliced from 9 exons. Gene Ontology annotation, biological process: mitotic DNA replication checkpoint signaling; DNA replication initiation.